Messenger RNA from Malus domestica (apple), 1146 nucleotides. RefSeq lists its product as uncharacterized. Lineage: Eukaryota; Viridiplantae; Streptophyta; Magnoliopsida; Rosales; Rosaceae. Gene Ontology annotation, molecular function: protein binding. The record is from RefSeq and is a predicted model, not a curated record.
CUCUACAAAAAGCAGAGAGAGAGCAAAACUACAGAGUCUCACACUUUGCUCAGACACUGCAAAGUAGGCAAAAGCUUCAAUUAGCACUCAUGAUCCGAACCGGUUCGAUUGCGCUUCAGUCACCGGCCGUUUCCGGCUCGCCCAGAGUGUCCCUAGCCCGGAACGACUCGCUCUCGAGCGUUUUCUCCGGCGAGAGGAGCACCGUCGGAUCUCCCAUGAUCUCCCUGCAUUUCGACGUCAAUCGCCGCCGAGAUAAGACGAUCCAGAGAGCUCUGUCGGAGAGCGACAUUCUCCGAUCGGCGCCCGACGGAUUUCGAGCUCUGCCGGCGAGUUACGCCGGAAAAUUGGCGGGAAGUGGAAUUUCGACGGAGGAGCUGGUUCCUGGCGGCGGCGAUCGCGGAGGGAAAACUGUAACGGUGGAGGAAGGCGAGCAGAGGAAGAUCGGAGCUUAUUAUCAAGAGAUGCUGAAGUCAAACCCCGGCGAUCCGUUGCUGCUGAGGAACUACGGGAAAUUCUUGCACGAGGUGGAGAAGGAUGCGGUGGGGGCGGAGGAAUGCUAUUGUAGGGCGAUAUUGGGGAGUCCGGGAGACGGUGAGUUGUUGUCGCUCUACGCAAAGCUAAUCUGGGAGACGCAGAGAGAUGAGGAGCGGGCUAAAUCGUACUUUGAUCAGGCUGUUUCUGCCUCCCCUGAUGAUUGCAUGGUGUUGGGGUCCUUCGCUAGCUUCAUGUGGGAAGCAGAGGAAGACGAAGACGAAGACGACAGCAAAGAAAUCAACAUUUACGAUGGAACUCAAGUCUCAUCGGUGCCGGCUCUGGUUCCUGCAUUUUAACUCUGUCAAUUGGAUGAAGAAGACCGCGAAUUCGACGAAGAGAGUUCAACCGCGCCACUCGCGUUCCCUGGAAUUCAAUUCCCAACGUUCCUGAUGUUAGUAUAACUAUAACCACUACUUUACUUGAAGAACAAGACAUAAACAUGUAUAUGUGCUUAAAUGCUUAGCAUAUAUAUCUAAUAUGUAGAAUGUACUUACCUACCCGGCUGAAAUCUCUAGCUUGCUAAGUGAGAGGUUGAAUGUGUUAAUUUCAUUUGCUUGUCUGCUUUCCUUGUAAAUGUUUAUAAAUAAAAUUAUAACGUAUUCUAAUCUGUCA